This is a messenger RNA of Nymphaea colorata (pocket water lily), 2576 nucleotides long. RefSeq names its product protein SEEDLING PLASTID DEVELOPMENT 1. NCBI's taxonomy places the organism in Eukaryota, Viridiplantae, Streptophyta, Magnoliopsida, Nymphaeales, Nymphaeaceae. The coding region runs from base 286 to 2310 and encodes 674 amino acids. Gene Ontology annotation, molecular function: ATP hydrolysis activity. The transcript has 9 exons. The record is from RefSeq and is a predicted model, not a curated record.
CCCGGCUUGGGUGGGCGUUGGAACCGGGAACGCAGACCGCUCGUGCUGAACCAGAUCCAGACCGCUGGAUACCGGGCAGAGCCGUUAGCCAAAUCGUGAAGACAACUGUGGCCUGGUUAUGCUUUGUUUCUUGCCGGGUGGGCGCUCGUCUGGUAGCUGGAGCCUGGUGCCUUAUCGCUGGCGGAGAAGGCCGACGACCGGGGCCUCACCCGGCGAGAAGCCAACCAAAGGAACCACGUACUAGGAAAAUAGCGGCGGCCAACCAGCGUGAAGCCCUUGACCUCGAUGUUCUCCUGCCAAUUCCCGCCAUCGUCUCUCCCGCCCAAUUCAAUCCAUACUUUCCACCUUCAUUCUCGUCUCCAUCUGAAAGCGCCACCUCUCCUCCGUUCACCCUUCCCUCUGAGCCGUUGCAAUCUCCCUUCCUCGGCCCCUCUUACCCCUUCUUCUGACGUACCAUGUCGUACUGCUAUCUUCGCACUCUCGUGCGCCAAGAACAACCACCAUGGUUCUGCCGGUUCGGCGGUAUCGGCGAGCGGUUUCGAGGCGGAGUUGGAUCGGCUCUUGGAGCUUCUGCCUGAUUCUAUGCGAGCGAAGCUGCGCGAGCACCCUGAAUUCCUUGACUUGAUCGAGGUGGUAAUGGAUUUGGGCCGGCGGCCGCUCGCCCGGUUCCCUUCCGGCGAUUUCUUCCUCUCCGAGACGCCUGUCAAUUUCUUAGACUUGCAGCAAGCCACAUCCUUGGUUGGUGAUUUUGCUGAUGACAACCGUGCUGGAAUCAGUCGAACCUUACAUCGUGUAAGCGCUAUAAGAAACCGGAAGGGUGUAAUUGUAGGUUUGACCUGUCGAGUUGGAAGAGCAGUGACUGGCAGUGCAAAUAUGGUGCGGGACUUGGUAAAAGAUGGAGCUUCUCUAUUACUAAUUGGCCCACCUGGUGUUGGAAAAACCACGCUCAUUAGAGAAAUUGCUAGAAUGCUGGCUGAUGAUUAUAGCAAACGGGUCAUGAUUGUUGAUACAUCAAAUGAAAUAGGCGGUGAUGGAGAUAUUCCUCAUGCAGGUAUUGGUGGUGCUCGCAGAAUGCAAGUUCCAAAUGCUGAUAUGCAACAUAAGGUUUUGAUCGAAGCAGUGGAGAACCACAUGCCUCAAGUGAUUGUAAUAGAUGAAAUAGGUACUAAGCUUGAGGCACUUGCAGCCAGUACAAUUGCCCAGCGUGGAAUUCAGCUUGUUGCAACAGCUCAUGGCGUGACAUUUGAGAACUUAGUCAUGAACCCUUCUUUGGACAUUCUUGUGGGAGGAAUACAAAGUGUGACACUUGGCGAUGAAGAGGCCACAAGGAGAGGCGUCCAAAAGUCCAUCCUUGAGAGAAAAGGCCCAGCAACAUUUAACUGUGGUGUGGAAAUUAUGUCAAAAACUGAGCUGCGAGUCCAUCGUAAUCUGGAAGAAACAGUUGAUAGUCUUCUUGCGGGUCGUUUCCCCACUUAUGAGGUCCGCUGCCUAAAUGCAAAACCAUUUACACGUGAAGGGCCUAGUACUCUGAACAGUGAAAUUUCACAUGAUGCAACAACCUGGAAACAAAAAAGAACUAUUACUGAUGAUAAUAAUUGUGAGAUAGAUGGCAGGGAUAUUGCACGUGAGGAACCUAUUGCUGAAAAUACGACAAAUACGGUGAAGGAUUCCUACACAAAGAACAUCCACAUCUAUCUUUAUGUAUACGGGCUUGUUGAGUCAAACAUUCUGCAAGCACUCAAACUUCUACAGCUUGAGGACCUCGUAAAUCUAACUGAUGAUAUAAGCAAAGCAAAUGCGUUGCUUGCCUUGCAAUCCAAGCUGAAGAAUUCACGCAUCCAAGGAGUAGCAAGAUCCCUUGACAUUCCCAUUCAUGCAACAAAGUCAUCAUCUGCUACGCAUAUAACAAAAGCUAUAAAUAAAAUAAUGAGUGAACUGUCUUAUGACUUCGAUUAUGGAAGCAAGCUUACUGAUGAACCUGAUGGCACAUCACCUGAGAAAGUUGAUGCCCUAGAGGAAGCCAGACUAGCCAUCGAGCACAUUGUAAUCCCGAAAGGACAGCAGGUGGAACUGCUUCCAAGACCAACAAAGAUCAUUGCCAUGCAAAUGGAUCUUGUAAAAAGUUACCGGCUAAGUUCAGAGAAAGUUGGAAAGGAGCACAAAAUGCGACUGAGAAUUCUUCCAUAUCACGGGAAAGAAGUUGGUGCCAAUGAACCUGGUAACGAAUCUGAAAAUGAUGUGGACACUAACAGUACCGGUUACACAAAAAGUAGUCCUGACAUAGACAGACUGCCAAUUUUGCCGAAUUAGUUUUCUGUAUAGUCUGUAAAUUUGUAAUUAACUGCAUCGCCGUCUUGGGCAGUCGUGUUGCAUUCUAUUGUCGGGCUUUUCUUUCAUAUACACAUAUUGGAAAGCUGGUUUUGUGGCAAUUGGGUUCCAUCUUGUUGUAAGUUUUCAAUUUUGAGACCGCUGGAAUAGAGAAAAAGCUGCUGUCAAGGUUUCUGAUUAAAAUUGAACGGAGAGAUUCUGAAUUCGAUCGGUUUCCCUGAAAUAAGAAAAGCCAGAGACUUGUAUCA